Messenger RNA from Lagopus muta (rock ptarmigan), 506 nucleotides. RefSeq names its product hemoglobin subunit beta/beta'-like. Gene Ontology annotation, biological process: oxygen transport; hydrogen peroxide catabolic process. The transcript has 3 exons. Gene Ontology annotation, cellular component: blood microparticle; hemoglobin complex; haptoglobin-hemoglobin complex. NCBI's taxonomy places the organism in Eukaryota, Metazoa, Chordata, Aves, Galliformes, Phasianidae. Gene Ontology annotation, molecular function: haptoglobin binding; peroxidase activity; heme binding. The coding region runs from base 48 to 491 and encodes 147 amino acids. The record is from RefSeq and is a predicted model, not a curated record.
UUACUCAUUGUUCAGGGAAGCCCAAAGCAAGCCCUACAGCUGCCGUCAUGGUGCACUGGUCUGCUGAGGAGAAGCAGCUCAUCACCGGCCUCUGGGGCAAGAUCAAUGUGGCCGACUGUGGGGCCGAAGCCCUGGCCAGGCUGCUGAUUGUCUACCCCUGGACCCAGAGGUUCUUUGCGUCCUUUGGGAACCUUUCCAGCCCCACCGCCAUCCUUGGCAACCCCAUGGUCCGUGCCCAUGGCAAGAAAGUGCUCACCUCCUUUGGGGAGGCUGUGAAGAACCUGGACAACAUCAAGAAGAACUUUGCCCAGCUGAGCAAACUGCACUGUGACAAACUGCAUGUGGACCCCGAGAACUUCAGGCUCCUGGGGGACAUCCUGAUCGUCGUCCUGGCCUCCCACAUUGGCAAGGACUUCACUCCUGCCAGCCAGGCUGCCUGGCAGAAGAUGGUGCGUGUGGUGGCCCACGCACUGGCCCACGAAUACCACUGAGCCACGUGGAGAUGC